Messenger RNA from Salvia hispanica, 691 nucleotides. RefSeq lists its product as uncharacterized. The record is from RefSeq and is a predicted model, not a curated record. Lineage: Eukaryota; Viridiplantae; Streptophyta; Magnoliopsida; Lamiales; Lamiaceae.
UCAGCAUAAACACACUAUCUCUCUCUCUUCUCAUCUGAAAUGGGGAAACCGCCUCCUCCGAUCCACAAACGCCCCAGCGGGCGCACGAACCUAGCCUCGUGCAUCGUAGCCACAAUCUUCCUCAUCUUCGUGGUCAUCAUCGCCUGCAUAAUCUACCUCACAAUCUUCAAACCCAAAGACCCCUCCCUCGCAGUCAACUCCGUGACUCUCCCGGCCUUCUCCGCCGCCAACUCCUCCGUCAGCUUCACCUUCUUCCAAUACGUGACCGUCACCAACCCCAACCGCGCCGCCUUCGCCCACUACGACAGCUCCAUCCAGCUCCUCCACGCCGCCCGCCAGGUGGGCUUCCUGUUCAUCCCCGCCGGCACCAUCGCCGCCGGACAGACGCAGUACAUGGCCGCCACAUUCUCCGUCAAGUCGUUCCCGGUGGAGGAGACGGAGACCAUGGAGGUGGAGUCCAGGCUGGAGAUGGCGGGCCGGGUUCGGGUCCUGCAUUUGUUUAAUCAUAACGUGGGGGCCCGCGCCGACUGCACUGUUUCGGUUUCUCUUACUGAUGCCUCUGUCUUGGCCUUCCACUGUUAGUUUUCCUUUUCUUUUCUUUUCUUUUUUUUUAAUUUCUCUCUGGGGUUUUCAAUAUCCGAAUUGUAUAAAGAAUUAUGGAUUUUGGUUAUUUUAGGAAAGUUAAGUCUGA